AUGGACAAAUUCUUUGAAGAGGUUGAAGAGCCAGUGAGUCCUCAUGGACAAUAUUUCAAUAGCUCUGUGAUGUGUUCAUAUAUCUUUGGUUUUCUAGAACUAGCUAUUUCAUUUGAUGACUCACUAGCUAUACCUUUGAUCAAAGAUGUUUUCAUCCCUAUCAAUCCACGUUUCUCCUCUAUUAUGGUUAGAGAUAAAGAUGGUAAGAUGAGAUGGAAAAAGGUUGAAGUGAACCCUGGAGAGCAUAUAAAGAUUCCUAGUUUUCCUCAAACCACAAAUUCGUCGCCAAAUGAAUUAUAUGACAGUUAUCUUAGUGACUACGUAAUCGGCAUUUUCGAUGAAAGGACACCACAAGAAAAACCACUAUGGGAAAUUCAUGUGAUCAACUAUCCAACAACCAAUGCUGCAAGCACCAUAAUAUUCAAACUUCAUCAUGCACUUGGCGAUGGUUACUCUAUAAUGGCUGCUCUUCUUUCUUGUCUUCAGAGAGCUGAUGAUCCUUCUCUUCCUCUCACUUUUCCUUCAUCACGAUCACGAUUAGAUUCAAAAUCGGCAAACAAGAGCUUAUUUAAGAAUCAAUAUUUAGAUAUAUCAUCCAUCUUUAGCUCUAUAUCAGAUUUUGGAUCAAGUAUAAUCAAGACAAGAAUGGUUCCGGAUGACAUAACACCUAUAAGAUCAGGAUACGAAGGAAUUGAUUCUCAGCCUGUUAUCUUGUCAAACAUAUCAUUAUCUCUUGAAGAAAUCAAAGAAAUUAAAUCAAAACUUGGAGUAACUAUAAACGACGUGAUUUGUGGGAUGAUCUUCUAUGGACUUAGGCUAUACAUGGAAGAGAUGAAUGAAAAGACAAAGAGAACAAAUUGCACGGCAAUUGUAAUGCUCAACACAAGAAAUAAUGGAGGUUAUCAAUCAUUGAAGGAAAUGCAAAAACCAGAGAAUAAAGGUCUUUGGGGGAAUAAACUAUCUUUCUUACAAAUACCAAUACCUAAACCAAAGGAAUCAGAAAUUUCUAACCCUCUCGAGUUUGUUUGGGAAGCUCGUGAAGUAAUUAAAAGGAAGAAAAUUUCUUUCAGUGUUUACCUUACAGGUUUGCUUAUGAAUUUGGAGAUGAAAUUAAGAGGACCUGAGGCAGUCUCUAAAAUAAUUUAUGACACUAUUGGGAACACGAGUGUCGUCAUCUCAAACAUGGUAGGGCCAAUGGAGAAAAUGACUUUGGCAAAUCAUCCAGUAAACGGAUUGUAUUUCACCAUGACCGGUGGACCUCAGGAUAUAAACAUUACAAUUAUGAGUUAUGUGAAAGUACUAAGAGUGACCAUGAAAACUCUAAAGGGAUUUAUAGAUGAAGAGAAACUAAAGUUCUGCAUGGAGAAAGCAUUUGAAAUCAUAUUUAAAGCAUCUAUGAAGAACUCUGAGAUAUCCCCCAAAGAUUAG
Molecule: messenger RNA, 1428 nt
Organism: Lathyrus sativus (Indian pea)
Lineage: Eukaryota; Viridiplantae; Streptophyta; Magnoliopsida; Fabales; Fabaceae
Source: the annotation of a GenBank genome assembly